UCAAUUUAGUUUGCUCAUUAAUCAAAUUCUUCUAUAAUUAACUGAAAAUUUCAUCUUUCUUACCUACGAAAACGUAGUUAGCACUCAAAAGUUUCUUAUUUUGUUUUGUUGGUAAAUAUUUGCUCUUCGAACGAAAAUCAUCAGCCUCAUCAUCGAUCAGCAUAUAUGUUGUCCAUGAACUUACAACAGGGGAAAAACAAACGCUGAAAACUCACGUGUCGAGACGAUGGAUUUAUUCACAAUUGACACAAAAGGUGCCGAAGAAGAAGGUGGAAUUAUUUUUUCUAAUGACGAGGAUGAUGCAGACGAUUCAAAUGGUGAAGAGCCUGUUGAAUUUGAAGAUGAAAACAAAGAAGGUGACCAUUCCAGUCAAUUAGAUGAUGAGGCCAGUAAUACUGAUGCUGAAACUUCAGACGAUUGUGGAGAAGAAGUUGGUGGCAGGGAGGAGGUUGAAUGGUCAGAUCGUUCAGACGAGGAACAGGAUUCAGGUGGAAUCAAAGAAGAAGAUAAUAUUAGCGAGGUAUCUGCUGAACCAGUGGACAGGAAAAUGAACAACUUAUUUGAGGAGUCUUCCGACGAAGAGGAGAUUGUAAAAGUUAGUAAAAGAUUCCAACUUUUUUCCAAUGAGCCAAGGAAAAGCGAAAGACAAAUUGUGAAGCCGAAGAAAAAUGUAUUUGACUUCAGUGAAGUGUACAUCAAUUUUGAUAUGGACAGUUUUGGCCAAACCACUGCCACAGAGACACUGCAGAGUGCAAGGAAAAGUGAGGUGGACGAACUCCUGGCAAAAAAGAGCAUUGCUCAUCAACCCGGCUUUAACCAGUUGGAUUGUCUCCCUCACAGUGACCUUUCCAAGAAAAAGGCUAGAAAAAUAAGACAGAUUGAGAGAGAAAAGUCGAAAGGAGACAAGUGGUUCAACAUGCCAGCGACAGAGGUCACCGAAGAGGUCAAAAGGGACUUAGAAAUGCUUCAGAUGCGCUCGGCGUUGGACCCUAAGACAUUCUACAAGAAAAACGACUUGAAAGUUCUUCCAAAAUAUUUCCAGAUUGGCCGAGUGGUGGACAAUGCUGCAGAUUUUUACCACUCUCGUAUUCCGAAGAAAGAUCGGAAACGCACAAUGGUUGACGAGUUGCUAGCCGAUGCAGAAUUUCAGCAAAGGAGCAAAAAGAAGUACAAGGAAAUUGUAGCUGAGAAGCAGCAAACACAUCAUAAAGCUCAUAGGCAAGCUAAAAAGCUUAAAGGAAGGAAGAAGUAAUAAAUAACCAAAAAUUUU
Neocloeon triangulifer is the source of this 1270-nucleotide messenger RNA. RefSeq names its product deoxynucleotidyltransferase terminal-interacting protein 2. The coding region runs from base 227 to 1252 and encodes 341 amino acids. Gene Ontology annotation, molecular function: RNA binding. The transcript is spliced from 9 exons. The record is from RefSeq and is a predicted model, not a curated record. NCBI's taxonomy places the organism in Eukaryota, Metazoa, Arthropoda, Insecta, Ephemeroptera, Baetidae. Gene Ontology annotation, biological process: RNA processing. Gene Ontology annotation, cellular component: nucleolus.